This is a messenger RNA of Impatiens glandulifera, 661 nucleotides long. Its product is annotated as 40S ribosomal protein S19-3-like. Bases 71 to 502 code for a protein of 143 amino acids. Gene Ontology annotation, molecular function: RNA binding; structural constituent of ribosome. Gene Ontology annotation, biological process: translation; ribosomal small subunit assembly. Gene Ontology annotation, cellular component: cytosolic small ribosomal subunit; ribosome. Lineage: Eukaryota; Viridiplantae; Streptophyta; Magnoliopsida; Ericales; Balsaminaceae. The record is from RefSeq and is a predicted model, not a curated record. The transcript has 4 exons.
GCUAAGAACCCUAGCAAGUAAUCCGCCGAGAGAUCUUCCUGCUUCAGAUUUCCUCGUGCAACCAUCAGCCAUGGCGACUGCCAAAUCUGUGAAGGAUGUCUCGCCUCACGAGUUCGUCAAAGCAUACUCUGCUCAUCUCAAACGCUCCGGCAAGAUAGAGCUACCCCAUUGGGUAGAUAUUGUGAAGACUGGUACUUUUAAGGAACUAGCUCCUUAUGAUCCGGAUUGGUACUAUAUUAGAGCUGCUUCCAUUGCUAGGAAGAUAUAUCUGAGGCAGGGCCUUGGAGUUGGAGCUUUAAGAAGGAUUUAUGGUGGAAGCAAGAGGAAUGGAAGUCGUCCACCACACUUUUGCAAGAGCAGUGGUUCAAUUGCUCGUCACAUCCUUCAACAACUGCAGAAGAUUAACAUUAUUGAUAUUGAAGCGAAAGGUGGGAGAAAAAUCACAUCCAGUGGACAAAGGGACCUUGAUCAAGUUGCUGGGAGGAUUGUAGUUGCUGAAUAAUUAUUAUUUGUCUAUCUGUUUUAGAGCAAAUCGAAACCUUUUUGUGCGUAUAGAGUUUUAUUUGCAGAUUUUUUAUUCAUUAGAUGUCCAAUUCAAUGAGUUUUCUUUGAACAGCCUUUUGUUACAUAAUUUUGAAAUUGGCUAGAUUGUAUGAGAUUA